AAGUAGAUAGACAGUAUUCAUUGAAAAUCUAUUCUGUUUGGCUCUUAGAGCAUAUGUAUGUAGAUGUGUAGAAGAAUGCUUGUUUCCAAAUUCCUGAUGAGAAUGGCCUGACGAUAUCCGAUGGUGGUGGUGAGGGUGGAUAGAUAUCUUUAAUCUGCGAAGAUCUGGUUGUUAAGUAGUUGAUGAGAAUUUACGUUAUCGGGCUGGAUGGGGUUCAGGUUGGAAUAUUUUAAGUUGAGCCAGCUGGGGAAAAAGAGAAGAAGAGAAAUUCAAGCCAGAACCACGACAGUAAAAAGGGGAGGAUGUCUUCCUCGAUAGCAAAACUUCACAUCCGACCACUGCCUCAUCAGACACUCAUCUCAGGAUAUCCAUCCAUCCCAACUACAACAACCAGCACCAGGAACAGACCAGCAGCAGAGAUACAGGGGAUCGUCGAACUGAGACCAUCAAACCAGCAGAUCCAAGGAGCCUACCUGACCAUCGAACUCAUCCUCAUCCAAAGCAGGACCAGCAACCCAAAGAACACCAUCAAGACCACCAUCCACUCAAAACCAACCAUACUCUGGACGGCCAGCCCAAACGACCCCCACCUAGUACUCCCACCAUCAUCAUCAUCAAAAAAACUCAGCAAACAACAGACCAAACAACCUGACAACAACCUAGCAGCCUCAAUCAACUCAGCAAGGUCAACAGCAAACAACACCGAGAUCUCAUGGGCAACACUCUCAUCAUCCGACUUCAAAUUCACCAUCCCCCUCCCUGACUCACUACCACCCUCAAUUAUCAUCGACUCAAAAACACGCUCCGGAAUCAGCUAUCUACUCAAGGCAACACUCUGUGCCAGAUCCACCAAACCCGAAUCAUACAACACCUGGUUCAAGCGAUCCAGCAACUCACCAUCACUCACCACCACCACCCUCGAGCUCGAGAUCCCCCGUUAUGAGCUACUACCAGCCUGGCCGAUCUAUCAAAGACCUGCAUCAGAAACCACCUCGCUCCUCGGCCUAUCCAUCAAGAUCACCAACGAUCGAUCGGCCGUCGGACCAGGAGAUCAGAUCAAAUCCAAGAUCGAAAUCGAAAGCUCUAAUAUCCAUCCGAUCAAACUCAUCAAAUUCGAAUUGAACCUCACCGAGAAAGUCAUCUAUCGAUCCAACCCACUCACAGUUGAGGAUAACAACAAGGAUGUCCAACAAGCCGAGCAGAAAAUCACCCACAUCUCAACCCUCCAGGCUAAGAUCAAUCACCACGUCUUCCAGAAGGAUAAACUCUCCUUUGACAUGCACAUCGGCCUACCCCACAACCAUCUCAAACUCACCGUCUCAACUGCAAGCCAUCUCUCGAUCGAAUACUAUCUCUCACUCAAGGCCUACUUCGAAUCUCCCAGAAAACACUUUGCCAAGACCAAUAAGGAGAUCCCAACUCAACUGACUAUCGAGAAACUACCAGUGAUCGUCGGGGAUAGGAACCUAGCUCAGGCUCAACUCGCAGUCGAUCAGAUCGGACCAGUCCCACAUCUAUCACAUCCGACAAACGAUCUAUCAUCACCACCACCAUCACCAUCAGCAUUACUUCAGAAUGCUAUCCCCCCUCAGCCCCCAUCACAACAACAACGAUCAUCAUCCUAUGGAGCUCAAGACUGGAAACACUCUCAAUGGGCUCAGAACCAUCCUCGAAGCCAAUUACCUCCGAGGACAUCCUUACAAACCUUACCCAAGGUGCUCGCUGACCCAACCCACCAUCACCAGCAGAACCUUCGACGGUCCUUCCAAGGCCAACUACCUUAUGCUAUCCCACUCGGCCUCUCUCAACCCGGCCGACCUCACAAGUUCUCCUCAAGCUCGAACCCCUUCACCGGACUCUCUGGCAAUGUUCCACCCCUGCCAACUCGCCAACCUACUACCAGCCUACAAGCUCAGAGCCCCCCCAUCCGCUCCCCACUCAAGGAGAUUUUCCUCCAACCUACCUGCGCUCCCGAGCUGAGUCCCACUAGCCAAGAUUUCUAUCCAUCUUCCGAGCUUCAAACACCUACUCGACAACCUUCCUACCCUCACCACCCCACUCAACUCGUCCGGUCACUCUCUAGUCCAAACUCAGAGACCCCCCAUCAAUCAUCCUCCUCCUCUCAUCCUACCAACAUCCACCCCACUAGCUUUGGGAGCGGGGACGAGAAAGCCAGAUUGUUUGCUCGAGCCAAGGCUGAGGCUGCCAUGAAUCAAGCCCGGCUCCAUCACGCCACCUUCUCCUCCCUGUGUCCUCCUCAUUUGGGGUCGGCUGAACCAGCGGCCGGAGAAGGCUCUUCAUCCCACUAUACUAACCCGACUUAUCAUCCAACGAACCGCGAGUUGGAAGCUCAGAUGCCCAGGAACUCGAUCCAGAACUAUCAUCCCCUCGACACUCGCUUCAAAAGCUUGACCAACUUGGCCAUCCACGAAGAAGGUCUUUCCGAGGUCGCAACUAUCGCUACCUUGCCCCAGUACCACCCCUCUUCCAAUCAUUCAGACCAUCACCUCAUCCAAUCCGACCAAGAUCAUCAUCCGCGUCGGUUCUCCUCUUCCCGUCUCUACGACCUUCCUCCCCCAAAUCUCUCUUCCUCUCAGGAAAUGGAUCGUCGCUCUUCAUCACCGCCCCCACCCCCGGUGAAUCUGAGGACGCGACCAUCGAUAGUCAACGGGAAGAGUCGAGCAGAGGGGCUGAUCGAGCAUGAUCGACUGAACCUAUCAUCGUCGUCUUCCUGUCCGAUCAAUCCCAGAGUGUCUAGAAGUGUACCACCAGCGGUGAUCGAAUCACCACCACCGACAUUGAUCGAUCCGCAAAGAGAGGCCUAUCUUAAGGCGGUGGCCGAACGAGAACGGUUCUUUAUGAACUCAACUCAUGAUGAUGCUUCUUAUCGUAAUGAUGACCAUUUUAGAGCCUAUGAGGUCGAAACUAAUCUGCCCACCCAUGUGCUCUCAGCCCUUGAAGAGAAAAAUCGACUCCGUCAUCUCUGGAUGGCCUCCCUUGACCCUUCCUCCAAUCCUGCUCCACCUCCUUUUCAUUAUCCUUCUCAUUCGUUUGCCACUGUCUCCUCUUCCUCUUCUUCUCCCUUCCACACUCAUCACUCUCUUCCUCCUCCUCCUCCUCCUCCGGCUGAUCAGCCUGUCCCCAAUUCUGACUUCAUCUCACUUCACAAAAAGGCCUCGGAUGGUUUCGAUGCCCGUGAUGCUUCACAAACUGUUCAACCGGUGUCCGAUGAUGAUGAUGAUGACACCGAGCAACAGAAGAAUGAUAACCCAGGACAACAACAACAACACGAAGCAGAAGAAGAAAGGAGCGACGAAUCGGUUCAAGAUAAUUGUUCAGCUGUUGCGCCGCUGACAGCUCCAUCGCCCAUCGAGAGCUUCUUGCCCGACUUAUCAUUCGACAACACUCGGCUUGACAUCGAUCAUACGCUCCUUAGUACUCAGAGAUCCUCCUCCUCCUCUUCUUCUUCUCACGUGCUUGAUCAGGAGAGUGAGAAGUCGAGUGGGAGGUUUGUAUAUGAUAGACCGGCGCGGUCGGUGGGCCCUCGAAAGCCACUCGAGCGAUUACACGAAGAAGGACGAUCCGAUGUUUUGUCUACCGUCAAGGCCGCCCGUCCUAGCUCACUCUCCACACUCUUCAACCAGUCUAAAGAUCUCCCGCCUCAUCUGGCUGAUCACCUCCAUUCGCCCCCUCCACAACUUCCACCCUCUUCCUACCACCACUCUCGUUUCUUGGACACUCUUCCUUCGCUUCCAGGGCCUCAAUCUUUCUCUACUCCGGCUCUUGAUCCUCCCACUCCCACUCCCACUCCUCCUCCUCCUCCUCCUCCUCCUUCUUCUUCUUCUGAUAAUAAUAAUCUUAAUCUUAAUCGUAAACCGCCCCAAGUCCCGCCUAAAAUUCCGAUCUGA
Molecule: messenger RNA, 3908 nt
Organism: Puccinia graminis f. sp. tritici CRL 75-36-700-3
Lineage: Eukaryota; Fungi; Basidiomycota; Pucciniomycetes; Pucciniales; Pucciniaceae
Exons: 5
Coding region: 303-3908 (1201 amino acids)
Biological process (GO): division septum assembly
Cellular component (GO): division septum
Source: RefSeq, a predicted model, not a curated record